Messenger RNA from Emys orbicularis (European pond turtle), 1626 nucleotides. RefSeq lists its product as uncharacterized. The record is from RefSeq and is a predicted model, not a curated record. The transcript has 3 exons. NCBI's taxonomy places the organism in Eukaryota, Metazoa, Chordata, Testudines, Emydidae. Bases 202 to 1275 code for a protein of 357 amino acids.
AGCCACUGGAGAGGUAAUAAACAUCCCCCUGCGGUGUUUCCACCAGGAAUAUUGCAGGGCUUGUUUUGCUGUUCUCUAAGGUCCCGUUGGUCCAGCCCAGGAGCUUGGUCCCAUCCCCAAGAGGGGCUGUCAUCAGCCGAGAGCAUCUACCAGGUGGGAUCUUGGCAGCCCUUCCUACUUACGGGGUGAGACAGAGGAGACAUGGCCCAGUCACAUAGAUCAACGGUGGACUGGACUCCUGCCAAUGGAUCAUUGGUGCCUCACAAAGACGCCCCGGGCACCGACGUCUUCUAUAAUCAAGGGGGAUUCUUCAUCGUCCGUUCCGACCUGGGCUGCUACCUGUGGACAGAGGAUCUAAAGAGCGGGACUGGCAUUAAGAUCCGGAAACUGCACCCCGCGUGCCAGGGUGGGGAUCACUACCUGAGUGACAAUAAGAACCCCCCCAACAUCUAUGUCAUCAAGGGCGACUCCUACCGGGUGGUGAAGGACUUGAGCACAGAUGCAGAGGCCGAGGUCCGUGAGCUGUCUUCCGGCUGCCUUGGCGGGGACCACUACACAUACUGUGGUUCCUGGUUCUACAUCAUCACCCAAAAGAAGGGUAGCCUGGACUAUGUCUGUGACCUGAGCACACCUACUAGUGGGGGCCGGACUCCUCUGCAGCCUGAAUGCUCCAAGGGGCUCUUUUACUUCACCAUUGACAACCUCCCAACCCUGAUCAAGCUGGACGAGAAAUGGGGGGCUCAGUGUUACCUGUACAAAGAGUUUUUCUCCAACCACCCACGCUCUUCCUCCAUCCACCCCAAUGUGCUGACCUUCUUCCCUGGGGGGCUAGCCCUCAUUAAGGGAGCCUCAACUGGUGGCUGGGAAUGCAUCAAGACCCUGCACAAUGACUCCGAUUCUUCCAUCACUUGGUCUGACAAGGUCACCUGCAAGGUGGGCUAUGCCAAGCAGCAGAUGUCCAGCAUUGAGCACAACUGGAGCAUCUCUGCUGAGAUGUCCCUCGGGGCCGGAGAGCUCACCAAGCUCAUCACCCAGUUCCAGUUCUCCUUCAAGACCGAGUACGGCGGGAGAAGCAUCCGCACUGAGCAAGAGGACUGGAAUGAAGCCCAUGAAGAAGAGGAGUCAAUCCAGGUGACCCUGGAGCCCAAAAAGAACCUGUACAUCUGGCAGUACCGCCUCGGCAUAGGCCACAAGCCCAUCUUGUUCUGCAGGGACGUCCAGUUCACCAAAGAAAACAACCCACCCGACCGCAUCCCUCUGCCUCCAGUCCCCUAAGCAUCCGUGAGGAUGGAGAAUGCCUGCACCAUGAAGCUAUUGUUGAUGUGUGUGUGUGUGAGCAUUGGCUUCCUAGAAAUCAAUGGGAUCAAAUCAGUCCCUUCAAAUCCAUGCGUAGUGCUUCCCAGUGCCCUCCUCCCAGCAUGCAAACCCGGCUCAUCUGCUUCCCAUUUCCCUCCUUUUCUCCAAAUCUUGUUACCAAGGUAGAUGAUUUCAUGACAUGUUCUCUUGGUCCUCUCUCAUUAUAAUCCACAGCCUGAAUUAAGCUUCAAGAUCAUUCUGGGGUAGAAUCUGCUGCUGAAAAACAAAGAAUGUAUCAAGCCUGAAUAAAGGUUUGAUUUUUUUUUCAGC